AUGGCCAAAGGUGAGGCUCGUUGUGCACGGAAGCUCAAACCAUGGCUAGUAGAGCAAGUUGACAGUGGAAAGUAUCCUGGACUAAUGUGGGAUGAUGAAGAAAAAACUUGCUUCCGAAUCCCAUGGAAACACGCAGGGAAACAGGACUUUCGACAUGAUGAAGAUGCUGCCAUCUUUAAGGCAUGGGCUCAGUACAAGAACAAAUACAAAAAUGGAGAUAAAGAGGAUGCAGCAGCAUGGAAGACAAGACUUCGUUGUGCAUUGAAUAAAAGCCUAGAAUUCCAAGAGCGUCCAGAAAGGUCCCAGCUGGAUAUAUCUGAACCAUACAAAGUUUAUAAAAUUGUUCCACCGGAGGAGCAAGGUGACCCCCAAUCAGGAAAACUGACACAGAAGAGGAAGACUUCAGCAGAUUUAAAGGCCAAAUCUUGUGAUAAGGUUGACCAGGUGGAAAAGAAGUCUAAACAUGUGAGCCUGAAGCGUCUGCCUGAGGUCCAGCGAUUCCUGGGGACUUUGAAGCGGCUGUUUUUUACAGUGCUGGUCCGGCCCCACAUCUUCCCCCUCCUCCUUUCUGCUGCCCGCAGAGUCCGGCGCAGCCCUGAAAUGCAAGUCACAGUACUAUACAGUGGUGUUGAAGUAUCGAACUUAUUGAUUCGGAGCGGAGAAUGUAAACUCUCAGCUAAAGCUCCUACCCAGUGCUUCUUGGGAGAGAUGGAGCAUGUUCUUCUUCCUUUACCAAUAGAACCACUUGAUCAAGACACACAGAAGAAGACAGGGGAUCUUCUGAAGUUUCUUCAAGCUGGAGUUAUGUUAGCCAGCAACAUUGAUGGAAUCUUUGCUCAACGCCAAAAAUCUUGUUCUGGGCGCGUUUAUUGGACUGGCCCGUGUACAAACAGUCAAGGAACAAUUAAUAAACUGGAAAGAGAUAAACAUGUUAAAUUAUUUGACACACAGAAGUUCCUGAAAGAACUGGAAUUAUACAGAACGAAUGGUGGCAACCCACCAGAAUAUCAAGUCACCUUAUGUUUUGGAGAAGAAUUCUCAGACAGGGACCCUACUGAAGAUAAACUGAUCACAGCAAAGAUUGAGCAAGCUUUGGCCUCUGAGUUGGUGCAACAAGCAACUGAAAAUCUCUAUGCUGCUCAUGUUCAAGAUCCAGUCAAGGUGGAGCCGCCUUCCCCAUAUCUGAUUCAGCUCAUGCCUGUGGAUACAUCAGACAGCAUGUAUACUUGAGGUUUAUAGCUAUAUACUGCACAGAAUAAGAUCUAAAUGUUAUAUGGCAGGGGUGGCCAAGGUCAGUUUUUACUAUUGUGUCUUCAGGUUCCUGAAAUUAGCUAGCACAAUUAUAAACAUGUAUCCGUAGUUUUGUAUUUAGAUUUUUUAAUUGAA
Molecule: messenger RNA, 1386 nt
Organism: Nanorana parkeri
Lineage: Eukaryota; Metazoa; Chordata; Amphibia; Anura; Dicroglossidae
Gene: IRF9
Product: interferon regulatory factor 9
Exons: 7
Coding region: 1-1230 (409 amino acids)
Biological process (GO): regulation of transcription by RNA polymerase II; immune system process
Cellular component (GO): nucleus
Molecular function (GO): RNA polymerase II cis-regulatory region sequence-specific DNA binding; DNA-binding transcription factor activity, RNA polymerase II-specific; protein binding
Source: RefSeq, a predicted model, not a curated record